UCUAGUAAAUAUACUUUUGCCAGUUUAUAGCCUUGGUCUUCAUAGCUAGCCACGAAUAUUAAGCUGCUUAUUUUCGUGGAACUACAUUGAAUACUUUCUCAAAUCUCCCCUUGAACUCUUUGUUUAUAUAAUCUUAUUUCAGUUGUCGUCGAAUUAACCAUGAACAAAUGCAGUGCAUACAACCGUGUAUUCCAACAUUUUGAUGAAGACAAAGAUGGUAAAAUCUCAGCCCUGGAACUGUGUCGUUGCAUUGAAUCAAUAGGUGGCGGGUUGCUGAUGGAAGAGGCUGAGACAGUGAUUGAAUCCUUGGACUCAGAUGGAGAUGGGUUGCUGGGGUCGGAGGAUUUUGUUGGUUUAAUGGAAAGUGGGAGUGAAGAAGAGAAAAUAAAGGACUUGAGAGAAGCCUUUGAGAUGUAUGACACAGAUGGAGCCGAAUGCAUCACACCAAAGAGUCUGAAGAGUAUGCUUAGCCGACUUGGCGAGUCAAGAGCCCUUGAAGAAUGUGUUGUUAUGAUUAACCAGUUUGAUCUUGAUGGCAAUGGGGUGCUUAAUUUUGAAGAGUUCAAGGACAUGAUGAUACAUUGAGUCAUGUGCCGCGUAGAUUUUUUUUUGGGAAAUUUAAGAAGUAUGUAGUUGAGUAACAAACCUCUUUUUAGUGUUGAAUAGUGUGGUGUGAUAUUUUUAUGUCCUUUGUCAAAAUAAUACCAUUUAAUGUAUUUUUGGGCCUUGUAACAACCCUAUACCUCUCAUGCCUUAACGCUUUCCUAGCAUCACGGGCCUAACAGUUCAAUUAUGGGAAUUCACUUUACGACGAGGGUGGCACCAACGGAGACAAGAAGACACAGAAGAGUAAAAAAUUAAAGAUUCAGAGAGGAAAAGAUAGAGUAGAAAGAACACAACACAACUAUCACCUGCUAGAAACAGAUGGCUCUGAUACCAUAAGGGGGGAG
Messenger RNA from Quercus lobata, 950 nucleotides. Its product is annotated as putative calcium-binding protein CML19. Gene Ontology annotation, molecular function: calcium ion binding. The transcript has a single exon. Lineage: Eukaryota; Viridiplantae; Streptophyta; Magnoliopsida; Fagales; Fagaceae. The record is from RefSeq and is a predicted model, not a curated record. The coding region runs from base 160 to 585 and encodes 141 amino acids.